AGCACAUUAAUAUAUGAAACCCUUUGCAGGCACACGUCUUUUGCACGAAAGAAACCUCAUUUUGAAGAAAUUCGUGACCAAACAAAACAGGAUCAAGCCAUGGACGUUCUGAAAGUUUGUUCUGCAUCCUCCAAUGAGACUGAGAAAGCGGAGCUGCUGCAGCAUCACCAAAAAGAUGGAAGUAGUGAGAGCAGUUAUUUAGCUACGAAGCCUGAAGAUAAUCAUUCCAGCCGGGGCGCGACUUCGUCUCCGUCACCGUCGAAACCGCAACAACUAUCACCAGAAACUGAAUUCCUUCUUUCAGACCCGAAGCUGGAUUCAAGCAGCCAUGAACAGCCUAAGAAUGUUAGUCAUCUCAAUGGCUUUGAGAGGUCCAGUUCUUCCUCAGGAGUCUACAGGUACUCUGGGGAUCAAAUGCCCAACUAUUUGACUGCUCUUGACAAUGGCAGCAUCAAUGGACCGCGGGCGGAUGCGGUUCACCGCUAUGGUCUAGUGAAGAGGUCCAACUCGGCUUCAGAGUUUAUUAGUUUUUCUGCAGAAUGGAGGCCUAAAUAUACCAUAGUUGACUGAAAUUUUACAGCAGUUUCAUUGUUACACGCUUAAUAAUCUAUUUAUUUGUGUAAAUUAAACUAUUUCAAUUAGUUAAAGAUGUGCGAAGUGAUCAAUGAAUCAGAAGAUUGGAAGCUAGUGGAAGAGUUUCUAUUGUUUUGGUUGCCUUAUAUAUAGAAUUACAAGGCUUUUUUUUUUUCCUGA
Messenger RNA from Dendrobium catenatum, 753 nucleotides. RefSeq lists its product as uncharacterized. The coding region runs from base 100 to 570 and encodes 156 amino acids. Lineage: Eukaryota; Viridiplantae; Streptophyta; Magnoliopsida; Asparagales; Orchidaceae. The record is from RefSeq and is a predicted model, not a curated record. The transcript has 2 exons.